This is a messenger RNA of Dovyalis caffra, 3240 nucleotides long. NCBI's taxonomy places the organism in Eukaryota, Viridiplantae, Streptophyta, Magnoliopsida, Malpighiales, Salicaceae. The record is from the annotation of a GenBank genome assembly.
AUGAAAACAGGAGGCACUGGCGCCGGUGCGGCAAAGCAGAUUGUGGAUUCGCUGCUUCAGCGGUUUCUUCCUCUCGCACGACGCCGUAUAGAAACUGCUCAAGCUCAGAAUAUGGUGAUUGAUAACUCGUGGAUGCUGGACUGGCAAUAUCUUCGACUAUCUGAUCCUUACUAUGAGCAGGUAUUGGAUUCUUUGGCUAUGAUUGCGCGCCAUACUCCCGUUCCUCUUCUUGAAGCUCUUCUUAAAUGGCGAGAUAGUGAAUCUCCAGGUGGUGCAAAUGUUGUGUCUACAUUCCAAAGAAAGUGGAGUGCAUAUUUUGUUCAGCAUGUAUCCGUUUCGUGGAAUGCUGCCCACAGGAGGGACUCACUGAUAAGAUGCCUUGUCUUUAUUGCAGAGAAACUGUGGUCUGGGCUUGAAAAUUUUGUUUUUGACUGGCUCAUUAAUGCUGAGAGGCUUGUUAGCCAGGUUGAAUAUCCCUCCUUGGUUGAUUCGCGGGGGCUUCUUCUGGAUUUAGUCUCUCAGCUCUUAGGUGCCUUAUCUCGUAUCAGGUUUAGUUCUGUAACUGAACGCUUUUUCAUGGAACUAAAUACACGUCGAAUUGACACUAGUGUUGCUCGAAGUGAAACACUCAGUAUCAUUAAUGGGAUGCGCUACCUGAAGCUUGGGGUUAAGACUGAGGGAGGACUGAAUGCAUCAGCUUCCUUUGUGGCGAAAGCAAAUCCUCUUAGCCGUUUUCCUCCUAAACGCAAAAGUGAGCUUCACCAUGCACUGUGUAAUAUGCUUUCAAACAUUCUGGCUCCACUAGCAGAUGGUGGAAAGGGUCAAUGGCCUCCAUCAGGUGUAGAAAAUGCAAUUACUUUGUGGUAUGAUGCUGUUGGGCGAAUAAGGGGGGGGCAGGCAAGGGAAGCUCUGGUUGAUUUAUUUUUUGAUGUCUUGCUGUCUUAUCAGGACAAGAACCACCGAUUCAUGGGCUUGGACUGUCUUCAUCGAGUUUUGAGGUUUUACUUGAGUGUUCAUGCAGCUAGCCAGGCCCCGAACCGUAUAUGGGACUACUUAGACAGUGUGACUUCUCAACUCUUAACAGUUCUGAAGAAAGGAAUGCUUACUCAGGAUGUCCAACAUGACAAACUUGUUGAAUUUUGUGUUACUAUUGCCGAACACAACCUUGAUUUUGCCAUAAACCACAUGAUAUUAGAAUUGCUGAAGCAAGAUAGUCCAAGUGAAGCGAAAGUGAUUGGUCUCCGUGCUUUGCUUGCCAUAGUUAUGUCACCUUCAAGCGAGCACAUUGGUUUGGAAAUAUUUAAAGGGCAUGAUAUUGGACACUACAUUCCAAAAGUGAAGGCUGCAAUUGAAUCAAUUUUGAGAUCUUGUAAUAGGAUCUACAGUCAGGCUCUUUUGACUUCCUCGAAGACGACAAUCGAUGCUGUAACCAAGGAAAAGUCUCAAGGACAUCUUUUCCGUUCAGUCCUGAAGUGUAUACCAUACCUGAUAGAGGAAGUUGGCCGAAUUGAUAGAAUUACUGAAAUAAUUCCUCAACAUGGCAUAAGCAUUGAUCCUGGUGUCCGUGAAGAAGCAGUGCAAGUAUUGAACCGGAUUGUUAGCUAUCUUCCCCAUCGUCGAUUUGCAGUUAUGAGAGGGAUGGCCAACUUUAUCCUUCGGCUUCCUGAUGAAUUCCCCCUUCUCAUUCAAACAUCAUUGGGGCGCCUGUUGGAUCUAAUGCGUUUUUGGAGAACUUGUUUGAACAAUGAUCUAGAAUUCCAGGCUGAUGAUGCAAAGCGUGGAGUGCAGCACAAUGAUGGAUUUAAGAAGUCUUCGUUCCAUCAAUCAGAAGUAAUAGAUUUUCGUGCAUCAGAGAUAGAUGCAGUUGGUUUGAUCUUUCUUAGUUCUGUGGACAGCCAGAUUAGGCAUACAGCAUUGGAGUUGUUGCGCUGUGUGCGUGCAUUAAGGAAUGACAUACGAGACCGUACAUUACGAGACCAUACCUUACGUGAGCAACUGGACCAUAAUUUAAGAAAUGAAGUGGAACCAAUAUUUGUAAUUGACGUCCUUGAAGAACAUGGGGAUGACAUUGUUCAGAGCUGUUAUUGGGAUACCGGGCGCCCAUUUGAUAUGAGACGGGAAUCUGAUGCAAUUCCUCCUGAAGUGACGCUUCAAUCUAUCAUAUUUGAGACUCCUGAUAAGAAUAGGUGGGCUCGGUGUCUUAGUGAACUUGUCAAAUAUGCUGCUGACCUGUGCCCAAGCUCUGUUCAGGAUGCAAAGUUGGAGGUUGUCCAACGCCUUGCUCAUAUUACUCCCGUUGAGUUAGGUGGGAAGGCUCAUCAGUCACAAGAUGCAGACAACAAACUGGAUCAGUGGCUCAUGUAUGCAAUGUUUGCCUGUUCGUGCCCACCAGAUAGUAGAGAAUCUGGUGUAUUAACAGCUACCAAAGAUCUCUACCAUCUUAUUUUCCCCUCUUUAAAAUCUGGAUCUGAAACAAACAUAGGGGAUAAGGGGAAAAAUGGGAGGUUAUUUGCAAUGAACAUGGGUAUGGCCUUCAUUCUAAUGGUUCACAUGCGAAGGCCAGAGCAUGUCACUGAUACAGGUCCAGGGGAGGACUUUGAGGGCGGGGAAGCCUUCUACUGUACUUCUACCUUUGUUGUUUUUGCAGAUUGCAUGAUACCUCCAUCUCUAGCCAUUAUCUUUCAGAAACCUAAUGAGAAGAUAACUCUUCUUGAUGAGAUGAACACUGAGGAGAUCUCACAAGUCACAAGGCAUUGUUACCCAAUAUUUGUGUUAGGUCUCUUGAGUCUUGAGCGUUAUAAGAAAUGGAUAAAACAUCAUGCAGCAACCAUGGCUCUUGGCCACUCCCAUCUGGAAGCUUGUGAGACAAUGUUUGCUGAGCUUUCAUCUUUUAUUGAUGAGAUAUCUUCGGAAACCGAGGGAAAACCUAAAUGGAAGUGCUGUCACCUUUUGGGUUUUCUAUCUGUUAAAGUUAACAUAGCUUCCCUUUGUGUGCUCCUCCGAGUAUCUUAUGUCCUCCAUUCUCCAUCUGAAGCUUUGGCCUUUUUUCCAACUAUUACUCAUCAAGAAUCAAAUAACAAUAUUGAGGCAACAAUGGAGAGUGAAGUGAAAGUUAGUUGUCCGGACGUUGAAUACAAUACUCGGAUGAAUAAAAGUGCAUAUGAUGCGAUUAGUGACAUGUUGAUAAAAGAAGAUAAUCAUUCAAUCGACCUAGAGGAUGAUGAUUUAGGAGAUAUGUGA